Messenger RNA from Olea europaea var. sylvestris, 1182 nucleotides. RefSeq names its product probable E3 ubiquitin-protein ligase RHY1A. The record is from RefSeq and is a predicted model, not a curated record. Lineage: Eukaryota; Viridiplantae; Streptophyta; Magnoliopsida; Lamiales; Oleaceae. Bases 182 to 976 code for a protein of 264 amino acids. The transcript is spliced from 3 exons.
CAUUUGCCUAUAUAUUUACGCACGUCCCUAUUCUUUUCCCUGCCGCGGUUCUACAUCAGCCUCUACACGAAUAAAAAUUGUUGCAAUUUCCUUGAACCCAUAUUCUGUUCUACUUCUGAAUCUUCGAAUAAUUGAAGAAACAGGCUGUCGGUUGUUAUUUUUCCAGUUUAAUUGAACUUGUAUGACGAGCGCGUCGGAGCUAUUCAACACCAGGAGGUCUCGUUUUGGUCGGAGUUCGAAUCCUUUGGACCUCGAACCGGAAUUCAACUCUCCAACCCCUCUCGAUCGGAACAAUCGCCGCCACCACCGCCACUCAAAUAAUCACCACCAUCAUAAUUCUGGCGGCCGCGAUCGGCUGGAUAUUGAGGGGUGCAAUCCUCUGCGACGCCUUCCGCGUCAGUCUCGACACGCGCCUUCUAAUCGUCCUCCGCUUCCACUUCAAGAACGUGAUUCAAUUUGGCUUGAUCGAGGGAUCCACCACUCUGCUUCCGGAAUUGUUAGCAGUGGGAACAGUCGGCUUCCCGGAUCUGUACUACUUGCAAGAGAAAGGCUUCUACGAAGGUUGAGAGGUGUCACUCUAUCUGGAGACAGACUAGUUGAUGCUGGAGAUUGGGAAACUGAAACUUCCGAGGACUGGCAGGCUUCAAUUCCCUUGUCCACUGAUUCUGUGACGCAACAAAUAGGUAAAAGACCUCCAGGACUCACUCAAGAGGCGCUGAACUCUUUGCACGUCGAUAUAUUCAAUGACUCGGAUGAAAGCGACAAGCAGGCUAUAUCGAGGGCAUCAAGGGAGUGUAGCAUAUGCCUAGAGAGCUUUUUGAUGGGAGAUGAGCUAAUAUGCUUACCUUGUGCUCAUAGGUUUCAUUUUCGUUGCUUGGAACCCUGGCUACGGACUUGUGGGGACUGCCCAUAUUGUCGUAGGGAUAUAGUCGUAACUACCGACGAGGUUAAAAGCCCCGAAUUUUUAGGCGUUUGAAUGGCUUUCGUCAUCUGUGUAUUAAGUUCUUCGUUACUAUGGUGAUCGUUGGAACUUUUCUGCGUAAAUUACAAUGUUGUAAAACGUAACAUGUACGUGUUUGAAAGAUUUCGAUCAUCCUUUUGUAAAUAUUUUUUUGAUGACUAUUGACUGUAUGUAAAUUUUGAUAAGAUAUAUAGAACGUUUGAAUCCUAUUGAGAACUCGA